Messenger RNA from Striga hermonthica, 1170 nucleotides. The record is from the annotation of a GenBank genome assembly. NCBI's taxonomy places the organism in Eukaryota, Viridiplantae, Streptophyta, Magnoliopsida, Lamiales, Orobanchaceae.
AUGCCAAAGUUGCUAGGAGAAUUUCUUCAGGAGCAACAAGAGCCAUUUGCCUUGGACAUUUACCUUUUCGAGAGAGGCUUUCGAAAUCGUCGUGCUCGAUCCUUCAAGAAGCGGGAUGCCGUCGCAAACUGCGUAGAAUUCGCUAAGGCCGCGUUUCGCAGGCUCAUCCUCCAAACCCGGUUUCGCAAAGCGAAAACGAAAAGUUGUUAUUUCCCCGGAAAUCGGAACGGACAAGAACACAAGCCGGGCACGAAGCAAAACAGUAUUUUUCUCGAAGAAAAAAAGGUGUAUGCGAAUGGAAAUACGAAACACGGAUCGGAAACAGAGUCGAACGACGAAGGCUCGUCAACUUCUUCAUUACACGAAACAAAUUACGACUUUACUACAAAAACGAGAUGCGAAGAUGAAUCUUCGACUUCAAAAACCAAACCGAAACGGCCAAUGUACUCAGACUGCGCCCGAAAAUCAUCACGACAAGUCGUACGCCCAAACUCUUACUAUCAGUACACAAUAAACAAAAGGGCUCUGCACGAAACAAAGCGGCUUCUGAUCGAUUGCCUGAGAGAGGUGAUCGAAAAUCAUCGGAAAAUUUUCGAGAAAAGGAGAAGGCAUCAAAAUGAGCAGCAGCUUAAAAGAAUAGUGGGAACAGAGGAGCUUUGGCAGCUUGUGUGUGAAAAUGUGUGGGUGUGGAGCAAAAACUCAAUACAUGAGACCAAUAUACUUGUUCUGCUCAACUAUGAUUUUUUGGACUCUGAAGAAGAAUGGACUUCACUCUUUGAGCUGCAAAAGGAGGAGAUAGCCAUGGAGAUUAGUGAAGCUAUUUUGGAAGGAAUUAUAAUUGCCUUCACCCAGCCAACCGCUGCCGCAAUACCUGCCUCCGUCAUCGUCCUCUGGCGCGACCACCAUCCGCUGAGCACCACGAUGGGCCCAGCAUUCACGACUGCCUCUGUCAGCCAGACAGCCGCAGUCUGGCUCGGCCAUUAUGCAGUAGAGCACCACAACGAGUCCAACAAUCACGACAACAGCUCUUCGUCGGUGACGGGGAUUUGUUUCCAGUCUGUGACGUCACGACAACGGCGACCCCACCCUGGCCAGACAAGACAGUCGUGCGAUGGGGUGGUCGGCGGCGGGCAAGGCCCGACAUUCACGGCCACAACUCCUUGCUGGUGA